AUGGCCGUCGCCUUUCCGAUGGCCACGAUCGCUGGAAGGCUCCCAGGGACGAACUUUCAAGUUUGUCUAGCCAAACUACAAAACGGCACUUUUGGAGUAGGCAUGGAUGUUGGCGGAACGGACAACCAAGGAAACCCUGUAGACGUCGCUAACGCCACGGGCAUCACGUACAGCCUAUGCCUCCAAGCUUGUGGCGAAAGACAAGAGCCAUUUGAAUUCACCAUUUUCUCGCAGCAAUUCAGCGCGUUUUUGCUCCCGUGGCUAGCGCUGGUUUCCCAGCUCCCGUUCGGCUCCAAUGAUAUGCUGGUGAAUUUGGACUCUGUGCUUACAACCGUUGGAUCACCAACUUUGGCUGCGUAUUCGCUUAUCCUAACUGUCUUAAACAAUCGUUGGGUCACCAGACAGUUUACACAAUACACCUUUCCCAACGUUCGAGAUGCAGUGCGCAUCCUCACUAGCCUGCAGCAAUCGCCCAUCAGAGUCGUGAAAGAUGAUGGGUUUCUUGCGUCCCUCAUUGUUCUGAGCCAGAACGACAAAUGGUGGAGUCAACUUGCCGAGGAGAUCGACUAUAGUCACAACUGGUCCAUUUCUGCAGCCACCUCCAUCGCGUGGGUGGUCAUCGCCUACGUCUUUAGCGUCCUUGAUACUUUCAUAGCGGGCGUUGACACCUCCAUCCAUUCCAAUGGCCUAGGAGUAGGAUCACUUUGGCUGUGGCUUCUCCCCAUCGUCGUUGGGUGGCUACAGUUCUCGCCCAAAUGUGACGCGGCACUGCUCAAGAAAGCCGUAGCGCAUGCGAAUGACCUUGCGUACCUUGCCACGGAUGAUGGGAAGAGUGUUCUCCUGAAGGACAAAACCGACAUACGAGCUAUUGACCUUACCUUGACAGAUGUGGAUGACCUGCAUCGGGAUGAGAAGUGUACUUCGCCAGUCUUCAACUAUGCGCGAUUCUUCCCAAUGUUUCUUGCAUCUGGUCUCGCAUUGAUGUUACAAUGGGGCACGGCUGGAGCUGCCUUCGUUCAAGCCUGGUACACACCUACUCGAGGACUCGGCUGCCGAUCAUUAGCUGUGCUCAUUUACGCUGUCCUCUCCACGACCGUUUGGAUGAUGUUAGUGACCUCAAGCAUCCUAACACACUAUGCCUCGAACCCCCAACACCGCUCUGAAGGCCAUGUCAUCCAUGAAGGUGAGGCCAGAGAUGAAGAAGGCCAGGCCCUCCUUGAAGACAAGGCCAUUCGUCAUCGGUCCACAGCUCGAUGGAUCUCAAUUAUGCUACGCCGUCUCGGAAAGCUCAUCGCCGGCUUCAACGCGGUCUGGGCAGUCACCGCGUGCUUUUGCCAGUUCGGCAACGUCUUUGACAAUUGUUUUUGUAACAGCAGCGUCUUUUCUCUGGGCAAGCACGCGUAUUCUGUCAUAACUCUUCAAGAUCUUGACUUUUGGAUUAUACAAAGUGCGUGGAUUGGCAGCGUGUUUUUGGCGGGCGCCACUGCGGCCAUAUAUGUGCUCUUCGCCAAUUUCCUUAUCGAGCCGCCCUUGCCUGAGAUCGUGCCAGUGGCGACUGAAUGA
Molecule: messenger RNA, 1563 nt
Organism: Laccaria bicolor S238N-H82
Lineage: Eukaryota; Fungi; Basidiomycota; Agaricomycetes; Agaricales; Hydnangiaceae
Exons: 3
Coding region: 1-1563 (520 amino acids)
Source: RefSeq, a predicted model, not a curated record